This is a messenger RNA of Sinocyclocheilus grahami, 722 nucleotides long. Its product is annotated as cysteine-rich PDZ-binding protein. Gene Ontology annotation, biological process: cytoplasmic microtubule organization. The record is from RefSeq and is a predicted model, not a curated record. The transcript is spliced from 5 exons. The coding region runs from base 89 to 394 and encodes 101 amino acids. Gene Ontology annotation, cellular component: dendrite. NCBI's taxonomy places the organism in Eukaryota, Metazoa, Chordata, Actinopteri, Cypriniformes, Cyprinidae. Gene Ontology annotation, molecular function: microtubule binding; PDZ domain binding.
UGCGUGAGCAGUGUUUCUAGCAGCAGUUGUUUUUACAACAGCAGAACUAUCUAGACGUGUUAGCUAAGAUUUUCUGACACGUUUGAAGAUGGUUUGCGAGAAGUGCGAGAAGAAGCUGGGGCGAGUCAUCACGCCUGAUACCUGGAAAGAUGGGGCUAGAAACACAACAGAGAGUGGUGGUCGAAAGCUUAAUGAAAAUAAAAUGCUGACAUCAAAAAAAGCCAGGUUUGAUCCUUAUGGGAAGUCUGGAUUUGCCACCUGCAGAAUAUGCAAAAGCUCUGUCCAUCAGUCUGGUUCACAUUACUGUCAGGGAUGUGCUUACAAAAAAGGAAUUUGUGCCAUGUGUGGGAAGAAGGUCCUUGACACCAAGAAUUACAAACAGACCUCAGUUUGAUUUAUUAUUGGUUGAUGGAGAUUCGUCUUUAGCUGAGAAGGGGAUGUUUGUGGAUGUCUGUGUUGACUCUUCCCAGUGUUGAGAGAAUGAUUGUGUUGAGUUCACAAAAGAGUUUAGUUUGCUGCGGUUUGUGGUGCAAAAGGAGUGCUCUAAGUUUAUGACUGUAUUUAUAUAAAAUAUUCAGUGGCAUUUUUCUCUCACUAAACAACCUUAGAGCAAUAUAGUGGCUUGUACUGUUUGGACAAUGUAGAUGCCUUUGAGUACAUUUGCUGGGGAGCAUGUUUUGAAAAUGUUCUUAUUCAUGAUGACAGUGGUUAGGCCAUUUCAU